GGUCAUCAAGUGGCGACUGGCUGUAUCUUCACAACCACAAUGCCACCACGGUAGCUUUAUCGUGGAUAUACUUCUAACAUCGCCAUACUGAUGUCUUCUGGACAUGUUAUCACAGAAGGCUAUGGUCGGCUCAACAUGCACUGCUUCAACCGCGCGUUUUGUAUCCCGAUACACCCGACGGACUGAGCUUUUCCGAGUGAGAGUAUACGACCGGGUGCGAUAUGUGUCCACGGCUGCAGCUGCAUCGAAGGCAGAUGGAACUACUAACUCAUGCUCGUCGCCUCCCUCUGUAGGAGAGCCGCGCCGAGUUAUGAGCAGGAAGGAAGCCAUCAGGAAUGCCAAACCGUUCUCGGACUUCUUGACCGACAACUUCAAUAGGCAACAUGAUUACCUUCGCAUCAGUAUAACGGAACGAUGUAAUCUGCGAUGCUUGUACUGCAUGCCAGAAGAGGGAGUCCAACUAUCACCGCCUGAGCACUUGCUUACUACUCCUGAAAUCUUCUAUCUCUCCUCACUAUUUGUUUCUCAAGGCGUUACAAAGAUUCGUCUGACGGGCGGUGAACCCACCGUACGCCCAGAUGUUGUGCAACUGAUGCAGCAGAUUGGCUCUCUACGCUCUAAGGGCCUGAAAGAGCUGGCGUUGACGACCAAUGGCAUAUCCCUGCAUCGUAAGUUGGAUGCUAUGGUUGAAGCAGGUCUUACAGGGAUAAAUCUCAGUCUCGACACGCUUGAUCCGUUUCAAUUCCAGAUAAUGACGCGCCGGAAAGGGUUUGAAGCCGUUAUGCGCAGCAUUGACCGCGUACUUGAGAUGAAGAAGUUGGGCGCGAAUUUAAAACUCAAGGUCAAUUGUGUCGUAAUGCGAGGAAUGAAUGAUCGUGAGAUUGUUCCCUUCGUGGAACUUGGACGAGAGAAGGACAUUGAAGUGCGCUUCAUCGAAUAUAUGCCCUUUGGCGGAAACAAGUGGUCUAAGGGAAAGAUGCUGUCGUAUCAAGAGAUGCUAGACAUCAUCAGAACAAAGCACCCAGGUAUACAUCGCGUCCAGGGCCACAGGAACGACACGAGCAAGACAUAUCAGAUUCCCGGCUUUGUAGGAAAAGUGGGAUUCAUCACUAGCAUGACUGACGAUUUUUGCGGGACAUGUAAUCGACUCAGGGUCACAAGCGAUGGCAACCUGAAGGUGUGCCUUCACGGAAACACCGAGGUCUCCUUGCGUGACAUUCUACGCGAGGGCAAUCACGGCAAGCCCAUCGAUAAGGAUGAUUUCGAACGAUUGAGAGAGCUCGAGAUGGCACGACAACAGACCAACCUGCUUUCGGAUGCCACACCACUUGGUUGGGGACCUCGCGAACACAAGUUGCUUGACAUAAUAGGCAGAGCCGUAAAGCGGAAGAAAGAGAAACACGCUGGCAUGGGCGAGCUUGAAAACAUGGAGAACCGCCCCAUGAUCUUGAUUGAUGAGCCCGGUGGCAUGCGACUUACUUCUCGCCUGCCUGCAAGCUCCACGUACCGUACAUCUAUACCAGCAUUCAUGUCUUGGCAAUUCAAGCGUAUAGAAGCUGCAGGCCAUAUCAUGUCGCCCCCACCGUUUCAGGCUCCUGUUAUAUGCUCGUUCCAGCAACGUGCAUAUUCAGUAAUUUCAAUGAAAGCCCGAAAACAGACUCAAGCUCCAUCUGCUAAAGCUUCCGUCAGGCUGCUCUACUCAACGUCUAAGACAAAAGGUGGCGAUCAAAAGUUAAUUUCCGACAAACCCCAUAUUAGGGUUGAAUCUUCGAACUUUGUCGUUGCAUCAGAACUCAAUGUUGCAACCACCAGCAAUGAAUUCAGCCCCAAGGACCAUGUACAAGGAACCGCUUCAGGCGAUGUCUCGGCAAAAAUCCCCGGCUACUUGCGAAAGUCACGUCUGGAUGCUUUACUCCGUCGUGAAGGCCUUAAACCCCGACGUGGUGUGGACUCGCAAGAAGGUGUCCGUCGCCUUUUAGCCCGUAGAGAAAAUCGACAGAGGACAUCGCAAAAGCGAGAACAGGGUCGGAUACAUUUAGCGGAGCGAAAAUUGGAGGAGAAACGAUCGUCCAUUGAAUUCGAGCCCGAGAAGAAUGGAAAGCCGGAUGAGGAGAAUGUAAAGGCGCAAGACAAGAAGCUUAAUGAGCGAGGAGAGAAACACGACGAACAAGAUCGGCCAAUACAAUGGGCUCCAUUUGCUGCUGACGACCUAAGAAACUUUGUUUCCGCAAGACGGGAACCAAGAUUGAUGACUAGACAAGACAAGCAAGACAGUACGACAAAGAGCUUCGAUCGCCAAACGAGCCCUACUCACACUACCACAAAAACCCGUCCUGACCGUGCACUGCCUAAAACCCCAAUCGAGAUCUCGCGAUAUGCCCUAGAAAAGGCGUUGCAGAGUAAGACACGCUCAAGAUCGGCACCGUCCAGCAGCAAGCCAAGUCACAGUUCAUGGUUGACCUCUUCAACCAGACAAGAGAAAUCUUCAACGGGGAAAACAUCAUCAAAGUGGCAAUCGGCGUAUGUUGCAUCGUCUGAAGAGCUUCGAAAUACUCACCGUGUUUCAUCAGCUCAUGUUUCUCCUUUGGAUUCAGGCGGCAGGAGAAAGUACUCCACUAAGGCUCAGUCUGUCCGACUGGGUGACAUUAAUCAAGAUCCGCAACGGGAAUCGAGGGGAUUACUUCGAAGACUUGACGAACUGCCCACAGAUGCUGAACGUUUUACUGAACAAAAGAAAUUGGAGUUGCAAAAUGAGCAGACGAAGACUCAUAUUGAGAAGCUAGACGGAGCUCCAGAUGGGAACAUGAUGGAAGAGUGGUUCAGGCCGCAGCACUCGGGCGAAGGCUCGAGCCAUGAGUUUCCGCAAAGUGUUGAUAAAGUAGCUCGGACAAAGGAGACCAAGGAGUUAGUCGGGGAGAGCAAACGAGUAUUAAACGAGCCGCGGCAAGGUUUCGACAUUGACACACUAUAUCAGGACUUCAUUUUUCCAUUUCAACAAAUGAAAACGCACCGUUUCUGGCGGCUUCGCUCGCGGAGAAACCUCGGGAUGAACCCGAAGACAUACACUCUCCAGCAUUUGCAGCUCUUGGAGAAUCACUUUGGACCCGCAUUUCAGGUCUGGAAGUCAAUUAUUCCUCGGUGGCGUCAGGAAGUUUGGCAGAUUGCUAUAGGCCUGGAGGAAGAGGAGGUUGCCAAGAUUGGACGGGUGACCAUCCUCAAAGAGACUCUGAGAAGAGUCGUCGAGUAUUCUUUGCAGAGAAGACAUGCAGGGAAGCCCCGAAUGAGAAAAGAUCCUCUUUGGGAUCGGGUUGUCCUUGGCCCAAAUGUUAGAAAAGAUGACUUGACAGAGCUUGGCUUAGAUGAUGAGGAAACAUUUGUGUGGUGGCAUGUCAGGAAGAAGUUCCGAGUGCACAUUGAACGCGAGGAGCCCAUGAAUAGUACAAGGAGUCGAUUAAGGAAGUUUCUCGUCGAUACUGAGCGUCAACAACACAAAGCCGCUAAAGGGGUGCAUGAGUGUUUAUCGCGUGGCGAGCAUCUUUUGAACGAAUGGAACGACAUAGCUAGGCGCUUGCAGCGCGAGCUGUGGAUGUUUGCGAUGGGUGUUCGACCCGAGAAUGAGACGCUCCGAGCCAUUGUCAAGUCUGAGAUUGACAUAGACAUGGACGACGUUAGACUUGCAAUGCAGCACUGGAUCAAUGCGAGGGAUUCAGCAUCGCCACGUCCGAUAGCUUCCGGUCGCCGGCACUUGCUGCAUAUGAAAGCAAUGCUGCGUGGUGAGACUGCUCCGCAAACUAAAAUGGACGUGAAGAAAGCAAGCAUCUUACGCCAGCCUAGUCCUGGGGUCAUGGGCAAAUCCGCAGCAGCUCCAGGCACAGGCAUGACGUUGAAGGAAAAUUCUGCCGAACUCCAAUGGCGCAGAGAAGUGCAAAAAAUUAUGGCCAUCGAGAAAACUGUCAACCGGCUAUCCUACCUAGCUCUCGAAUGGAGGAGACAACUCUAUGCUAUUCUCACCGGAAUCACCUUGGAUGAACAGAGCACAACUUGGUACAUUCCCUCAGCGUUUAUCAAAGCUGCAGUGCAGACAUAUAAUUACCGUCGAAGGCGGAGCGAGAAUGAGUCUCCUACUCAGCCGUGUCUAGGAACAGCUCCUAGUACUGAGGGAGAUGCUUUAGACGCUUUAGGAGCUUUACGAAGCAGUUUUCAUCGUUUUCGAGACGAAAUUAGACGGCAAAGCCGAGGGGACAGCAGAAAUUGGACACAUGUGAGACGCUUUCAUCAAAGAACUCAUCAAUUCCACAGUCAUUCCCAUCUGCACAUCAGCGUAAAACUACUAUACCCUCACUCUAUGGAAGCAAAGGAUGGUUUGACCAAAUGCAACAAGCUGGACUUGGCCGAAGAGAACGCUAUGUCAAUUCCUAAUUUGUUUCAGAGGAGAUUCGAAACACUGAAGCAACUGAAAAAGCUGAUGUUCGGUCAGUCUAGCAAAACUCGAGCGUUCCAGUCGCUCGAAUCAAGGGAAGAGCAUCAGAGCGAUAUUUUUCUGUCACAGGACGUGCAUACAGAGAAUGAGUGGGGAGAGGCCUCUUUGAAAUUGUCUCGCGAAAUCCAAAAGAGUGGACGAGUUGGACUAUCAACGUUCGUACCGACGCCCAAACUCUUAGCGCCACUACGGAGAGCGACGGACGCAGAAUUGCCAUCGACGUUGGAUGACGAAUCUGGUGGUCAGACAUUGACUCACUUGAGCUCAACUGGCGAAGCUCAUAUGGUUUCUGUUUCCAACAAGCCUGACACGAAACGAACGGCGGUUGCAGUUGGACAAGUCCACUUCUCCAACUCGGAAACGUAUAGUCUCGUCACUACUGCCACCCUAAAAAAAGGCGACGUGCUCAGCAUUUCGCGCAUUGCUGGCAUUCAGGCCGCGAAAAUGUGUCCGAAUAUCGUGCCUCUGUGUCAUCCCAUCAUGAUAAGCAGCGUCAAGGUCGACAUUGCACCUUUCAAAGAUCAAGACUCGAGUGGUAUUAACAUAGAGAGCAAGGUGGAAUGCACAGGACCCACUGGUGUUGAAAUGGAAGCACUUACAGCCGUAAUGGGUGCUGCAUUAACAGUCAUUGACAUGGUCAAAGCCGUAGACAAGGCAGCAAGCAUAGAGAAUGUAAAAGUAGUGUACAAGAGCGGAGGCAAAAGCGGAACCUGGGUUGAUGAUGAAUGGUCAAGUUCAAAGCGGAACGGUUAGGGAGGCGACAUGAUAAUUGUGGGUGAGCAUCAGAUGUUUUACUGAAUGGACUUGAUCAUAGCAUUUCUAGGGCGUCAAGUGUGUAUUUACAAGGUGAAGAGGCAGCAAAUAUACCCACUCACGAUAUUCCUCCAAAACUAUGCAUCG
Messenger RNA from Verruconis gallopava, 5380 nucleotides. RefSeq names its product molybdenum cofactor biosynthesis protein A. The transcript is spliced from 3 exons. Gene Ontology annotation, molecular function: cyclic pyranopterin monophosphate synthase activity; metal ion binding; 4 iron, 4 sulfur cluster binding. The record is from RefSeq and is a predicted model, not a curated record. NCBI's taxonomy places the organism in Eukaryota, Fungi, Ascomycota, Dothideomycetes, Venturiales, Sympoventuriaceae. The coding region runs from base 104 to 5233 and encodes 1709 amino acids. Gene Ontology annotation, biological process: Mo-molybdopterin cofactor biosynthetic process.